AUGGGAAUGUGCGCAAAGGACACUAGUAGAAGAUAUGAAAACAAAGCUGGAAGUUUCAUCACUGGAAUAGAUGUAACCUCCAAGGAAGCAAUUGAGAAGAAAGAGCAACGAGCAAAACGUUUUCACUUUCGAGCUGAAGUGAAUCUUGCUCAAAGGAAUGUGGCACUGGAUCGGGACAUGAUGAAGAAAGCAAUUCCUAAAGUGAGACUGGAUACAAUUUACAUUUGUGGGGUGGAUGAGAUGAGUACACAGGACAUCUUUGCCUAUUUCAAAGAGUAUCCUCCUGCACAUAUUGAGUGGUUAGAUGAUACAUCAUGUAAUGUGGUCUGGCUUGAUGAAGUAACAGCAACACGGGCCCUAAUAAAUAUGAGUUCCCUGCCUGAUCAAGAGAAACCAAAAAGCAGGGAAAACAGUGAAGAGAAGACAGCUGAAAAAAACAAGAAAGAAAAAACGGAGGAAAGUUCUGAGGAUGAAACAGAAGAAGGCGAGGUUGAAGAUGACAAUCCAAGUGAUGUUGAGGUAGAAGAGGAUUCUCUCCUGCGUAAUGAUCUUCGCCCUGCCAAUAAACUGGCUAAAGGAAACAAGCUAUUCAUGAGAUUUGCUACUAAAGAUGACAAGAAAGAGCUGGGAGCUGCAAGGCGAAGCCAGUAUUACAUGAAAUAUGGCAAUCCCAAUUAUGGAGGCAUGAAGGGAAUUCUUAGCAAUUCUUGGAAACGAAGAUACCAUUCACGUCGAAUCCAUCGGGAUGUGAUAAAGAAAAGGACGCUCAUUGGGGAUGAUGUUGGCUUGACUCCUCCUUAUAAACAUCGUCAUUCAGGCCUAGUAAAUGUUCCUGAGGAGCCUAUUGAGGAGGAGGAAGAGGAGGAAGAGGAUCAGGAUAUGGAUGAAGAUGAUAGAGUUGUGGUUGAGUACCGCGAUGAACUGCAAGCUUUCAAACAGUCUCGAGACCGCAGUGCAGCCAGACGAUCAAGUGCUAGUGCAUCAGAUUCUGAUGAAAUGGACUAUGAUCUUGAACUGAAAAUGAUAUCAACCCCCUCUCCCAAAAAAAGCAUGAAAAUGACAAUGUAUGCAGAUGAGGUGGAAUCACAACUGAAAAACAUUAGGAACUCUAUGCGAGCAGAUAGUAUAGCAACCAGUAACGUCAAAAAUCGGAUUGGCAGUAAAGGAUCAUCAGAGAAAGUUGCAGAUGUAAGACUUCUAUUAGAAGAAAAACGUCAAAAUAAUUCUGGGCCACGUCAGCCAAACAGCAUUGUAAAAUCAGAUGUGCGGCAGAGACUGGGAAAAAGACCACAUUCUCCAGAAAUUAAGCCUCCAAGUAAUACCUCUGCUCCUCGUCGAGAACCGAUAUCAGACGUACACAGCCGAUUAGGAAUCCCCAAACAAGAUGUAAAAGGCCUCUACUCUGAUACCAGAGAGAAGAAAUCAGGUAAUUUGUGGACCCGAUUAGGAUCUGCUCCGAAGACGCAAGAAAAGACUUCAGAUAAACCUGAAAAUUCUGUGGCAUCUCCAGAGGAAGAUGAUUCAGAGCUCCAGCGGGUUUGGGGUGCUCUCAUUAAGGAAAAAGAACAAUCUCGGCAAAAAAAGAGUCGAUUGGAUAAUUUACCAUCUCUACAGAUUGAAAUCAGCCGGGAAAGCAGUUCUGGAUCAGACACUGAAUCAUGAUGUUUUUUAUACUCUGAUCUCUCAAGAUUAUGACUCUGCAAUAUGGCAAGAUUUCCUUUGCCCAAAAGCUGGACACUGGCAAAGACUCAGCAGUGAAGGUUCCAGAAGAGUCUCCAUUCCUUUUAUACAAAAAUAGAGAUGCAUAUACCACUUGAAACCUAAAGCAAUCUCAUUUGUCUGCAGUCUGUGGUUGGCCCUGUGUUAUGUAGGGCAUUGUCAUAUAUGUUUAUUACAGCAAACUUGUAGUUAAUUCUAGCAAAACACGUUUCCCCAAGCUUUGAACUUAGAAGAGGCAGAAAUACUCUGUAUUUUUAAGAGGACCUUUUUGUUCUUAAUAUUUGUAACAUGGAGUCUUUUAACAAAAUAUUUUACACAGUUCAUCCAAAGAACAGGGCAUUUCAUAAUCAACAAUGCUGCCUUGCCCUUCUGGCUGUUACCAGCACCUUUCCUUUCCUCCUAAAGUAAUAACAAUAAUGCUUCCUGGGUGGGCAGCCAGCAAGGAUAAAGCAUAAAGGGACUGUCACGUCCCCUUCCUCCAAAAUAUUGAAUGUAAAUCUAAGUUAAUUUUUUUUAGUACAGUAAAGUUUAAAAUAGUAUCCAAGUAGCAUCAUUGCUCUGAAAGAAUUCCACUCGUUUCUUUUGGUGAUACUAUGUUCUGCUGUAGUAGAGAUUGAGGUUCAAGACUGCAAAGUUUGAUGUUUGAGAAUUGUGUGCAAAUUCCUGAGACUUUUUUUUUUGGUUACAUGCUGAAAAAUUAUAUUUCUUUCAAUUUAGCUGUAUUAUGUUUUGAAGAAAUCUAACAGUUUAAAAACUUACUUUUUUAUAUUUGUGAGAAUUUUCCUGUUGGCCACGGUGAAAGCUAUAGUGGUGUUUUCCUAUGUGCUGUUUAACUAUAUAUGUGUAUAUAUAUAAUUGAAAGAGAAAAGGAAGACUAUAGGAUCACUGUCUCAUGUCAGUAUUUUUGAAUGUUCGUAUUGUAUAGUACAUGUGGAUGUGCACAUGGUUGACUUGCAACAUUCAGCUUUUUUUACCCACAUACCCUCCCUAGGUAGGUAAAGGGUUGUUCAGUGUGCAGCUGCAUUUUUUUUUCUUCCCGUUGCCUAUGGCAUUUAUUUUGAUUGCCAGUAAUUCUCAAUAAGGAAUAAUGCUAGCAUAUCACAUUCUGAUAGCUGGAACAUGUAGCAAGAACAUUGCCUGCUGUGUUUGGAGAGUCUGAAAAAUUGCUUGCAUCGUCCUGAUUUCCUAAGUUCCAUCGGCCCCAAAUGUCUGUGAAUCUCUUCCCCUUUCUGCUUUUCUAACAAAUGUUUUCUUCUUUUUCUUCUAUUUUUAUACUAAGUUGAAGUUGGUUUGAGGCCUCACAAAAGCAAGGAAUCUGCAGUCAACUUUCUUUAUAGCUUCGUUAUGUGUGAGAAUAGCAGCGUGUAAAAUGGAAGGUGCGGUGACUAGAAGGGCAAUCUGAGGACUGCUUGGGCUUCAAGCCUUAUUAUUUUCUUGUGACGCUCACCCUUGAUUUUUGUAUUUAAUUAUUGGAUCUAUAAAUACGGCUCAUAAAAAUACUGUUGGGAGUAAGUGACUGCAAUGUCUGAUCACUGUAAUAAUACAUUUUAAUGUGUGCUUUCAUUAAUAUCCCUUCUAAAGCUUUAAAAUAGAACCGUACUUAUACUAAACCUG
Molecule: messenger RNA, 3333 nt
Organism: Struthio camelus australis
Lineage: Eukaryota; Metazoa; Chordata; Aves; Struthioniformes; Struthionidae
Source: RefSeq, a predicted model, not a curated record